Cucumis melo (muskmelon) is the source of this 2689-nucleotide messenger RNA. RefSeq names its product glutathione S-transferase L3-like. NCBI's taxonomy places the organism in Eukaryota, Viridiplantae, Streptophyta, Magnoliopsida, Cucurbitales, Cucurbitaceae. Gene Ontology annotation, molecular function: glutathione transferase activity. Bases 1679 to 2383 code for a protein of 234 amino acids. The transcript is spliced from 10 exons. The record is from RefSeq and is a predicted model, not a curated record.
GAAAACAUUGAUUCUUAAUUGAAUUAUUUAAGGUACAAAAAUCAAAAUAACUUGAUAUUUGUUUAAAGUUGUUAAAGUUCGGCUACACUUUUUAUAUGUAUCAAGGUGGAUUAUUUGUCACUUUUGAGUCUUUUUUAUUGGGUAGCUAAGGGUCCGUUUCACAACGUUCCACUUUUCUAACGAAGAAGAAUGAACUCUUUAUUAAUGCUAUUGAAGAUCAACAUUACCAAGGCCUCAUUACAAAGGAGUGAACGUGUUACUAUUGUGAAUGAGCCAGCCAUUCCAAGCCAAAAGAAUUUAUGGAAAGAAGUUUGAAUCUUUCGAAUUGAGGAUCCCCUUCUUGUAGGGUUAGUGCUCUAAUGUUGGAUGCUUUCCAUGGUACUUUUCAUUUAAAACGAAGGGAAAUAAUAAUAGAAAUGAGGACAUCGAUACAAUAGGCAUAAAGUUCAAUAGCGACGCAAACAAUAAAAUUGGUUAAAGUGGAGAGGAUGAGAAAGGAAGAGUAUAAAGAAGAGAGAAAAAUAUUGGAAAUAAUGAGAACGAGGGAGCUAAGCCAAUUGAUCUAAGAACUUCUUAAUUAUAUUUUCUAUUUUAGAUUAAAAAAAUCUUAAUUAUAUAUUUUUUUAUUUUAGAUUAAAAAUAGGAUUUUUUUUUUCAAAAUGGAAAAAAUCGACAAACUGUUAACAAAAUUUAUCACAAAGGAAAUGUUCUGUUUUUUAUAAUUUUUUUAGAAAAAAGUUAAUUACAUUUUGGGUCUUUUCAAAAAUAUAACAAACGACAAAAUAUUUACACUUUGUAAAACAAUUUUAAAAACGAAAAAAAGUAAAAAAUGCCCCGUAUGCCCUGUCAACUACGUCACACGUUAACGUACUUGAUAUAUUUGUACACGAUUGUCUAUAUUUGGGUUAUACAAUCGUUUAAUUUGGUUACAUGAUUAUUUAGAUUGGCUAAAUGAUUUUUUUAAAGAUUCUUUUGAUACACAUAGUUUAGAUUUGUUUACAUUUUUUUACACACGAUAGUUUAGAUUUGGCUAGCCCAAUCUAAAUGAUUUUUUUUAGAAUUCUUUAUACAUGAUAUUUAGAUUUGGCUAUUUUUUUCUUACGUCGUUUUCUUCAAGUCUUUUAUAUUUAAUAGAUCUUGAAAAACCAAAUAAAAAAGUUUGAAAAAAAAGUUUGGAAAAAAAAGGAAGAAGAAAGACAAUGGAAUAGACGAAGAGGGAAGAAAUGAGAAGAAAAAGAAUAAGAAUGAUGAACAGACGAAGAGGGAAGAAUCGAAAAAAAGAGAAGAAAGACGAUGACAGAGAAAGAGAGAAAGAAAUACGAAACGAAAAAAUUUUGAAUAUUUAAAAAAUGGGCAACGCUUUGUUACAUGGGCCAAGGUUAUAUUUAUGAAAGUUUCUUUGAAUUUUUAUUUUAGAUUUAAAAAAUAAAAUAAAAUAAUGAUAACGAAAGUGUAGGACCAAAACUGUUUUCUAAUUCUUGUUUAAUAUGAAAGUACAACGGUCAACCGUCCAGCGGCCGGCCUUUAGUUCCAUUUUGUUUUCUUUUGUACAACCGAGCUUUGUACACGUCGCUACUCGCUUUCGAUUCCUCCCAUUCUCCAUAUACAUCUCUUCACUGAAUCAGCCAUAGUCUCACUAUAGAAUCUCCCCCGACAUUAUCGCAUUCGAGGAGCAUCCAUGGCUUCCACACUCGUGCAAGAAAUUCCACCUCCGUCCUUGGAUGCCACCGCCGAACAACCUCCCCUGUUUGAUGGAACUACCAGGUUGUAUACUGCUUACAUUUGCCCUUAUGCACACCGUGCUUGGAUCAUCCGAAAUUACAAGGGACUACAACAUAAAAUUAAGUUAGUUCCUCUUGAUCUUCGUAAUAGGCCUGACUGGUAUAAGGAAAAAGUAUACCCAACGAACAAGGUUCCAUCUCUGGAACAUAAUGGAAAGGUUAUUGGAGAAAGUCUUGAUCUGCUCAAAUAUAUCGAUAGCAACUUUGAAGGACCUUCUCUUCUCCCAGAUGAUCCUGCUAAAAGAGAAUUUGCUGAAGAGUUGCUUUCCUACAGCGAAACAUUUAACGGCGCUAUAAUCAAUUCAUUUAAAGGCGACACCGCAAAGGAAGCAUGUGCUCAAUUUGAUUACUUGGAAAAUGCUUUGGGAAAAUUUGAUGGCCCGUUUCUCCUCGGAGAAAUCAGUCAGGUGGAUAUAGCAUACAUUCCAUUUGUUGAAAGGUUCCACAUUUUCUUAUCAGAGGCUCUCAAGAUUGACGUCACGGAAGGAAGGCCCAAAUUAGUUGCAUGGAUGGAGGAGUUCAAUAAGAUUGACGCGUACAAGCAAACAAAAGUCGAUCCCGAGCUGGUAGUUGAAAUUUAUAAAAUGGUAUUCUUGAGCUAGCAAAAAGAAGGAAUAACGGAGAAGUCGUGUAUUGCCUUGUGAAGAAUAAGUAGUGCAAGAUACUGAUGAGAACUUCCGGUGUUUGUACUUCUUAUCUCCUUUCUCUAUAUUUUGGAAAUCUAAAUGUGAGUAGUUAAAACGAACCCAACUCAAUUAUAUCAUGAUGUUUUUAUUAUUAAUUUCGAAGUUAUAGCUCGAUUUUCCUAUCCAAUAUAUUAUAAAUAGGAAAUGUAACUAGUUCAUGUAAGUGCAUAUUUGGAUUGACUUCUUGAGUAUUUAUAAGUGUAAAAAAAAUGUUUAUAAACA